Molecule: messenger RNA, 3249 nt
Organism: Gavia stellata (red-throated loon)
Lineage: Eukaryota; Metazoa; Chordata; Aves; Gaviiformes; Gaviidae
Gene: ALKBH3
Product: alkB homolog 3, alpha-ketoglutarate dependent dioxygenase
Exons: 9
Coding region: 1-861 (286 amino acids)
Biological process (GO): DNA repair; DNA alkylation repair
Cellular component (GO): nucleus
Molecular function (GO): dioxygenase activity
Source: RefSeq, a predicted model, not a curated record
AUGGCGGAGAGGCGGCAGCGAGCCCGGGUGCAGGGCGGCUGGGCCGGCGCCCCGGCGGGACGGCGCGCAGCACCGAAGGCACCUGUGGCCAGCAGCCUUGCACCUGCAGGUGCCAGACCGGCAUGGAUGAGGAAGGAUCAGCCUCACACUCAGAAGCAAUUUGUCUUUGAAAAGCCAUCAGAGGUGGAGCGCAAAGUUCCUGAGGCAGGUGUGAUAGACAAGCCUGGUGUGUAUGAGCUCAGCGAAGGACCAACCGGCAUUUCUAGGAUUCAUUUGAUUCCUGGCUUUAUUGAUGCAGAACAAGCAGACUGGAUGUUUGAACAGCUCCUCCAAGACAUACCCUGGGGUCAGAGAACUCACAUCAGACAGGAAGUAUCUUUUGAAGAACCAAGGCUUACCUCCUGGUAUGGGGAGCUUCCUUACACGUACUCCAGGAUAACAAUGCAGCCAAACCCAAAUUGGCAUCCUCUGCUGACCAUGCUAAAGGAGCGCAUUGAAGAGUUCACUGGCUAUACCUUCAACUCUCUUCUCUGCAACCUCUACCGAAAUGAGAAGGAUAGCGUAGACUGGCACAGUGACGAUGAACCAUCACUGGGAAAAAAUCCUGUCAUUGCCUCGCUCAGCUUUGGUGCUACCCGGACCUUUGAGAUGAGGAAGAAACCCUCCCCUGAAGAGAACGGGGACUACACUUACGUAGAAAGACUAAGAAUCCCCCUUGGUCACGGGACUCUGCUGAUGAUGGAAGGAGCUACCCAGGAGGAUUGGCAGCAUCGAGUGCCUAAGGAGUAUCAUUCUAGAGAUGCACGGAUAAACUUGACUUUUAGGAUCAUUUAUCCAGAACCUGAUGGAGUUUGGAAGUGAAAAGGCACUUUGGACAUUGUUGGAUAUAAACCCACAGCAGAUCCAGAGCCUCAGAAUGCUACAGAUUUAAAGGAAGCCUUACCGGAACAGAGUUCUGUGAAAUACGUGAUGGGGAAAAGAAUCAAUGUUAUGAAGAUCUUUGACAAUCAGAAGCUGCCUGUGUUAUGUGGACAGUGCUGUUUUGUUUUCAGAAAUUAUUAGAUGAUACUAAAUCAUAGGCUUUAAGUUUGUGAAGAAACAGUGAUCGUUCUUAAAAGAACACAAAGCACGUGAAAGAUCUGAUAGGUACCGACUAGAGCAGGAAGAUUCAGUGAGCAGUUAUUUUUGCGCCUUUUCUUGUCUCCCCUUUCCUCCCAAGUAGCGAUCUAUGUUCUAAGUACUGACAAGACAGCAUUCUGUCAUGUAAAGCCAGCUGUAUGUGUGCUGUGUGUACAGAAAUGAGAAAGCUGCACAUCAUGAGGAUCUCAGUGAGUAUUGCAAGGGGUAGUGCAUUGCUUUUUAUUUGUAGGUUGCAAAGUCUUUUUCCAAUGAAGCAAUCGGUUUCAUUAUUCAUGUAACUACUUGAAUUAUACUAGUGUCUAGUAGAACAGAGGGUCAAGGCUGCCUCCUCCUAUGCACUCUGUGGUCAGACUUUAUCCUGUUUAUCCAUGUAGACAAGACAGGCAAAGGCAAGCAACAGAAACGCCUUAGCCACGAGCCUUACCAGCCAGGUCAGGCUGCCUGUUCCUUGAGUAUUAACAGUCCUCCAUCCCUGCUGGCUUAAAACUUUUACCUCUGUCAUAGGCAGGAAAAUAGACACAAAGAGACGAAAAACAUUAGUUUCAGAAUUUGCUAAUAAAUUCUUAGUUUCUUUUUUGUGUUUCUUUUUAGCACAACUAGGUUGUGGCUUCCAGUGAUUUCAGGUGGGACAGGAAAUGUCAGCAUCUCUCAAUCAGGCUUGUGCUGCCAAAUUUGAUACCCAGCAGAACCGGUGCGAAGAUUUGGACCCAAAUUAUUAUAAUUGCAAUGUAAGUCAGUUGCAAAGCUACACUAAGAGUACAGUAGCACUAGGUGCAGCUCUCACUCUGGCGCCGCUGCUCCUAGGUGAAUGCAUAUUGCAUUAAAGGCUGUUACUUGGAGGUUUAUCUCUUGACUCUGCUGUUACAGAGCAGCAGUCAGCAGCUCAAACCCGAUUCUAGGUUGACUUGCUGGAAUUUUUCAAGUUUGCCUGCCCUAGGAAUGUCUCACCUGUUGGUAGGAACCAGUGAGCUGAUGACCGGUGUCUGGAUGUUACGUCAGGUAUGCUGCCUGCGUGGUUAAGUUCUCACUGCAGCUAAAUGGCGUCCACUGUACUGGAUCAAAAUGUAGGUUGGGUAUGUCUUUGCUUUCUGCCUGAAGUAGGAUCUAAACGUGGGUAAAUACUCUCUGCCUUGUAACACGUUGACGUUGUUUAGCAAGCUAGCAUCCCUUUCCAGUGCGAGAAUAAGUUGGUGUUUAGAAAAUGUCUAUCUUUUCUUAGCCAGCAUUUGCUGUAGUUUAAAAUUCUUACUUGAUGAGAGAAGCCAAGUUAUUAAUACUCAAUUAUGCCUAUAUUUUAAUGUUAUUGAUGACCUAAAAGACAGCCUGUUGAGCCAUUUCAAUCCCUGUGCUCUGAAACUGUGCGGAAUAAUUUUCUUUGUAUAUCAAACAACCCUAGAAGCAGCUUCUCUACCUAAAGCAACAUACAGCUUUUGAAAUAGCUUAUUCUUCUAAAAUGAAUGAAUGUUCUCAGUAGGCUUACUUUGUUAUCUAAUAAUGUCUUCAUUUUCUUCCCAGUUUGUAUAGAAAUAUGUUUUUGGAGUAUACUUAAUGUUAAUCCCUUGCACUGAAUCUAAGAUCUGGGCUGUGUGAUGUAUCUCCUGAGAAUUAGUGUUGAAGGAGGCAGAUGCUUGCUUUUGGGUUUACUUUCGUUGGGUAACUGGAGCUUUGUGCACAUCCCUGUAUGUGUGCCCGGGUUUGGCAGUCCUGACAGAGAGUGGUUUUCCUUAACUGAGGGGCAGUGCUAAUUUCUCCGGGUGUUCUGACAAGGCAACGCUUUAGCCUUUAUCGGUUCAUACAAGCUGUGUUUAUUACACUGUGUUAAGAGCAGUCAUGCUGCAAGAGAGAGUAGGAGAUGGGGACUAGAGGGAAACUUUUAAACCUCCAAACCUCAGCCUAUGGAAAUUGCAACUCAUUUGAAUUCAGUGGAGCUAUGACACAUCACUGAUGGUCGGGCCCUGGAGACUGAUACUGUUGCAGAAGAAUAGUUUUUCACUUACGUGCUUGGUUUCAAUUUAUCAUGUUAGCAAAUUGUGGUUUAGUUUCCUUACUUCCUUUGAUCUGGGAGAAGACCAAGGUUUCCUCCCCAACAAUAAAAUGAUUUAUAAGAGA